Molecule: messenger RNA, 372 nt
Organism: Rhizophagus irregularis DAOM 181602=DAOM 197198
Lineage: Eukaryota; Fungi; Glomeromycota; Glomeromycetes; Glomerales; Glomeraceae
Source: RefSeq, a predicted model, not a curated record
AUGUCAAAUAUUACUACUCGUUCAAAAGCUAAAACAGCUGAUAAAAGAUCUUUAGACGACUCUGAAAUUGUUAAAGAAGUUUAUUCUGUUGAUAAAGAUAUACAAAACAACACAAUAAACGAAGAAUUUAAUAGGCCCAAUAAGAUUAGAAACAUAGAAACUCUUGAUAAUACAGAAGCAAUGGAAAUAGAAUUUGAAAAAAAUUCUUCUUCGUCUCAAUCAUCAGUAUCACAUGACUUAAACAAAGGAUCUACAAGUGAACCAAUGGAAACAGACAAAGAAAAUAUUACUCCUUUGAGUGAUCAACACAAUAACUCUAAUCCCAAUAAAGGAAAAGCAACGGAGACAUUACAAAUUGAACAAAUUGACUAA